AUAGCUUAUCAAACUUGUGUUAUCCAAACUCAAAGCCAAAGCAAUUCCAUUUAACUUAUCUUAAUUAGCUUGAUUCAAUUGCAAUAACAUUGCAUCAAAGACAGAUCGAGAAAUUAAAUUAAGAGAUCGAGAAUGAUGGGUUUCCAAAAGGAGUACCUUGACUUAGUUCUUGUACCUUGUGGGAUCAUAAUCAUGUUUGUUUAUCAUAUUUUUUUACUCUUUAGAUACCUCAACUUUCCUGAAACAACUGUUGUGGGCUUUGAGAAUCAUAAUAAGAGAGCAUGGGUUCAUAGAGUUAUGGAGCUUAAUGAUAUAAGUAAUAUGGAGCUACCCUUAUCAGCAUUAUCCUCCAAUACAUCAGCAGCAACAUAUCUAGCCUCCAUCUCUUUAGGGUUGAGCUCCUUGAUUGGUGCAUGGAUUGCAAGCAACAACAACAUCUUUGUAAGCGUCUUAAUCUACGGCGAUACAAGUCCAACAACCAUGAUGUUGAAAUACAUAAGCCUUCUCCUUUGCUUCUUCUUGGCCUUCUUUUGUUUUGUGCAAGCAACAAGAUGCUUCAUCAAUGCAACUUAUCUCAUAACCAUGCCAAAUAGUGACACACCUAUUUACUAUGUGGAAGUUGCUAUUAUUAGAGGAGGUGAAUUUUGGCAACUUGGACUUAGAUCUCUCUAUUUUGCACUUAAUUUGUUACUUUGGUUUUUUGGCCCUAUCCCUAUGUUAGCUUCUUCGAUUAUCAUGGUUAUACUCUUGCAUUAUCUUGACUCGAAUUCGACCCCGUUGCAUGACUUUCAAGCUUCAUCCAAACAAUUAGGUCACAGAUCAAUCAAUAAUGUGGUGGCUACAACGGCUGAACAUAAUGUAUAAGAUGAUAUAUUUAAUUUGACAUGGCUAAAUGUGAUGUCAUUUACGUUUUUUGGUAA
Spinacia oleracea (spinach) is the source of this 920-nucleotide messenger RNA. RefSeq lists its product as uncharacterized. NCBI's taxonomy places the organism in Eukaryota, Viridiplantae, Streptophyta, Magnoliopsida, Caryophyllales, Amaranthaceae. The transcript has 2 exons. The record is from RefSeq and is a predicted model, not a curated record. Bases 133 to 864 code for a protein of 243 amino acids.